AGUGUGUUUGAGGCACAGCCGCUCAGUGCAGUGCGCAUGCGCUGUUCGCCAUAUUGCGCAGCUGGGCGUGAGAUGGUGCGUCGAGACCAUCGCGGCUACACUGUUUAUUUUCGUCGCGCUCAAUGACUUUUCAUCCUGUUGUUGGUAAAAUACAGUGCCGAAUCCCAGUCUAACAGGGUUAUCACUCAAAUGAAGGACUCGUGUCGUCGCUUUAAAUCGUUUUAGAGAUCGUCCGGCUGAAGUGUGUCACGCGCGCUAGCCGCUAACAAGAUUCACACCAAAAGUGGAGAAAAAAAAGACAUUGAUUCACAGGAGACAGAACAGGACGUGUGAAUGGACCCUUUACUGGCGUCAGUGUCUUGCUGAAACGAGUUCGAAACGGCACCCGGGAGCCUCUCCGAGGCGGAUAAUCAGCGCAGGAUGUCCAUCACAAACACGCCCACCAGUAACGAUGCCUGUCUGAGCAUCGUCCACAGUCUGAUGUGUCACAGGCAGGGCGGCGAGAGCGAGACCUUUGCCAAACGGGCCAUUGAGAGUCUGGUGAAGAAACUGAAGGAGAAGAAAGACGAGCUGGAUUCCCUCAUCACCGCCAUCACCACUAACGGCGCUCAUCCCAGCAAAUGUGUGACCAUACAGAGAACACUAGACGGCCGGCUGCAGGUGGCUGGUCGUAAAGGAUUCCCACAUGUCAUUUAUGCACGGUUAUGGCGAUGGCCUGACCUUCAUAAGAACGAGCUGAAACAUGUGAAGUACUGCCAGUUUGCCUUUGACCUCAAAUGUGACAGCGUCUGUGUGAACCCCUACCAUUACGAGAGAGUGGUGUCUCCAGGAAUAGAUUUAUCUGGACUCACACUGUCAGGCUCUGGUCCAUCAGGCCUGAUGGUGAAGGAUGAAUAUGAUUAUGAAUCGCAGCAGUCUCUGCCCAGCACUGAGGGACACAUGCAGACGAUUCAACACCCUCCCUCCAGACCGGUGGCCCCGGAGCCCUUCAACACGCCCGCCAUGCUGCCGCCAGCAGAGGGCAGCAGCUCCGCCUCCACCUCCGCCUUCUCCAGCAUCGCGGUGGGAUCAACAACUCAGCCCAAUAGUGUUCUGACAGGAAGCCAUAGCAGUGAGAGUCUGCUGCAGAUUGCAUCAGGGACAGGGCAGGGCUCACAGCAGAAUGGCUUCCCACCAGGCCAGCCCUCCACAUACCAUCACAAUGCCACUUCCACCUGGUCGAGGAACAGUAAUUUCACCCCCACUGUCCCUCACCAUCAGAAUGGCCAUCUUCAGCAUCAUCCACCCAUGGCGCAUCCGGCACACUACUGGCCUGUUCACAAUGAAAUCGCAUUUCAGCCACCGAUAUCCAACCAUCCGGCUCCUGAAUACUGGUGCUCCAUUGCUUAUUUCGAGAUGGACGUUCAAGUCGGAGAAACCUUUAAAGUUCCCUCCUCCUGUCCGAUCGUGACCGUCGACGGCUAUGUGGACCCGUCUGGAGGAGAUCGCUUCUGCCUCGGCCAGCUCAGCAACGUCCACAGAACGGAGGCCAUCGAACGGGCGAGACUGCACAUCGGGAAAGGCGUCCAGCUGGAGUGUAAAGGUGAAGGGGACGUUUGGGUGCGCUGUCUGAGUGAUCACGCCGUCUUCGUUCAGAGCUACUACUUAGACCGGGAGGCCGGCCGCGCUCCUGGCGAUGCUGUACACAAGAUUUACCCCAGUGCAUACAUCAAGGUGUUUGAUUUGCGUCAGUGCCACAGGCAGAUGCAGCAGCAGGCGGCGACGGCGCAGGCAGCAGCGGCCGCACAGGCAGCAGCGGUGGCAGGAAACAUCCCCGGCCCCGGAUCCGUGGGAGGAAUCGCACCUGCUAUCAGUUUGUCUGCGGCUGCUGGUAUCGGUGUGGACGAUCUCCGCCGGCUCUGCAUCCUGCGCAUGAGUUUCGUGAAGGGCUGGGGUCCCGAUUACCCGCGGCAGAGCAUUAAAGAGACGCCCUGCUGGAUCGAGAUCCACCUGCACCGGGCGCUGCAGCUGCUGGACGAGGUUCUGCACACCAUGCCCAUCGCCGACCCCACGCCGUUAGACUGAGACACUGUGCAACCAGACAAACCCAGCGCCGCCCAACUGUGCGAAUGACGCAGAGAGAACAGACGGAUACAUACGUUUCAUUUGCUCAUUUUGUUUUUGCCUGUGUUGCUGUCAACAUUUUCGACCCCAACCAAAUUUAUCAUCUAAAAAGUUUUGCAUGAAAAAGAUCUCUGCAGAGGUGCAUGCUGGGAUUGGGUUCAGUCUUCAAGAGCCGUUUUAAUGAAUUUGUUUCCUUUUUCAUUUCCUUUUUACUUUGUUUUGGCCGUCAUCUCUUAAUGCAAACCUUGACCAGAGUCUCACAGGCCGAACAUUUGACAAAUCAAGUAGCAAUUCAUUUGCUGUGUUUGGGUUAAAGCGGUUUGGUUUGCAUGUACAUAAGCUUCAAGAUAACUGACUUGACCAUUUUUUUAUUUGCAAGUUUCUCGCCUGCAUACUGUUAACCAUCAUAGCAAGACUCCUAACGGUUAGUCUAAAUUCACACAUGCACCGGCUUUAUUUUUGUUCUGAACGCUUUUCUUUUAGCCAAGUACAUGUGCUUAGCACUUCAUGUAUGUUUCUUUUCCGUUUCUCUUCUUCGCAGCCUGUGAAUAAAAAAUAUUCUGCACCUCUUUUACAGACAUGAACACGGUUAUGAAUUGGUACUAAGAUGGUUGUCCUGGUUUAAUGCAGCUGAUUUACUGGUUAAAGGUCAAAAGGGCUCUGUUUGACUCAUAAUGACACUUUUAUACCAUUAAUCUCUCCGUUUUUUUUAGAGCAAGCAUCACGUUCCCCUUCUGAUGCCUGAGAAUAUCAGUUAUUCUUACAGUAGAUGACGGUCAUGCAUUGAUACGAGAUGGACUGGAACCACCGUGUGUUUUUGAUGUGAACAUUGAAAGCCAUAUGAAAUUAACAUUAUGGAGAAAAAAAAAGAUGUCAGUAUUAUCCGGAAGCUUGUUUUUCUUUUUGAAAUGACAGACUUACUCUUGAGAUGCCAUAUGUGACGGUUCAGACAAUCAUGUCAGCCUCGCAUGUCUGGAGUAAGAUCACACGACCGAUUGAGCCUGAUUUUCUUUCUCUGUUUGAAAAGAAAUAGGAAGAUCCUGAAAUGGAAGUUUCCUCAGAUAGCUCAUACUUUUAGCAGUUUAUCAAAUACAGUAAGAUAUUAAAUUGAUUUUGAAGUCUUGUGUA
Megalobrama amblycephala (Wuchang bream) is the source of this 3231-nucleotide messenger RNA. RefSeq names its product SMAD family member 4a (gene smad4a). The transcript has 12 exons. Gene Ontology annotation, molecular function: I-SMAD binding; DNA-binding transcription factor activity, RNA polymerase II-specific; RNA polymerase II cis-regulatory region sequence-specific DNA binding. Bases 421 to 2064 code for a protein of 547 amino acids. Gene Ontology annotation, cellular component: heteromeric SMAD protein complex. NCBI's taxonomy places the organism in Eukaryota, Metazoa, Chordata, Actinopteri, Cypriniformes, Xenocyprididae. Gene Ontology annotation, biological process: regulation of transcription by RNA polymerase II; anatomical structure morphogenesis; BMP signaling pathway. The record is from RefSeq and is a predicted model, not a curated record.